Myxozyma melibiosi is the source of this 1005-nucleotide messenger RNA. RefSeq lists its product as uncharacterized. Gene Ontology annotation, biological process: cytoplasmic translation. The transcript is spliced from 3 exons. Gene Ontology annotation, molecular function: mRNA binding; metal ion binding. Bases 1 to 1005 code for a protein of 334 amino acids. The record is from RefSeq and is a predicted model, not a curated record. Lineage: Eukaryota; Fungi; Ascomycota; Lipomycetes; Lipomycetales; Lipomycetaceae. Gene Ontology annotation, cellular component: cytosol.
AUGCCGCCUAAGAAGGAGCAACUGUCGAAAAAGGACAUUAUCCAGAAAAAGCAGCAGUCCGUCACCGACAGGACUUUCGGCCUGAAAAAUAAAAACAAAUCAGCAAAAGUCCAGAGAUAUGUGGCCCAAGUAGAAAACCAGGGCGUGUCCGGCCUGCAAAAGAAGAAAGAAGCCGAGCAGGCCCGGCGGCUGGCGGAGAAGAAAGCGGCAGAGAAGGCGAAGCUUGAAGCGUUAGAGAUUCUCAAUCCUGUUUUACAGACUCAGAAAGUGCCGUUUGGUGUUGACCCAAAGACGGUCCUCUGCAUCUUCUACAAACAAGGCAAGUGCACAAAAGGCGCGCGAUGCAAGUUCAGCCACGACAUGGACAUCGAGCGCAAGACCCAGAAAAAAGAUCUCUACACGGACGCGCGCGAGCAAACAAAGAAAGACGAGAUGGACUCCUGGGACGAAGAAAAACUCCGCUCGGUCGUGCUCUCCAAACACGGCAACCCGAAAGUCAUCACAAACAUCGUCUGCAAGUACUUCAUCGAGGCCGUCGAGACAAAGAAAUACGGCUGGUUCUGGACCUGUCCGAACGGCGGCGACAACUGCCAGUACAAGCACUCGCUCCCGGCUGGUUUCACGCUCAAGACGAACGAGCAGAAGCAGGCCGAGCGCGAGGCCGCAAAGAACAAGCCCACCCUCACGCUCGAAGAGUUCCUCGAAACCGAGCGCCACAAGCUGGGCUCGGACCUCACGCCCGUCACCUACGACUCGUUCAUGAAAUGGAAAGCGCAGCGGCUAAGCAAGAAAGCGGCUGAGGAAGACGCAAUCAAGAAGAAAGACACGAUCGUGCACUCCGGCAAGUGGCUCUUCGAGCAAGGCAAGUUCGGCAAGGACGAAGACAGCGGCGAUGUGGAUGAGGGCGAUGCUUGGGAUAUGUCGGAUCUGCGACGGCGCGCGGAGAGUGUUGACGGCGACCAUGAGGAAGAGAGCGGCGAUAGGUUAGCUCUGUCUGAGGAGUAA